AUGUUGAGAUUUUGACAAGCAUUAAAUAGGGCCACAUACAAAUUUGUUGUUUUUUUUAUUGAGUCGGCGCCGACAAAUCUAAAAUAAUUAGUUUUUUAAAGGCAAUUUUAAUAACAUACGCACAAAAAACGCACGCAACUAUACCAAAUAAACUCCGUAUAUUGUUAGAAGGAACAGAGGAAAAAGGGAGCGCAGCGUAGAUUAACAAGAAAUAUGCCUUUGCCUAGCGGUUCCUUCACCCAAAGUGGUCCCACAUGCUUUGACAAAAUGAAGACUGGCUUCACCAUUGGCUUCUGCGUGGGCAUGGCUAGUGGCGCACUAUUCGGUGGCUUCUCGGCGCUCAGAUAUGGACUCCGCGGACGUGAGCUAAUCAACAACGUGGGCAAGGUCAUGCUACAGGGCGGCGGCACAUUUGGCACCUUCAUGGCCAUCGGCACGGGCAUACGUUGUUAAGGGUUCCCCACCCACAACCGACUUGCAUUUGCAUUGGAUUAGACUAGAAUUCCCACUCCCCCACAUAAGCCCCUCCCCUCGACAGAUGCUAAGUUUUCAAGUUAUCAUAAAAUGAAAAAUGUUUUAAAAAUUUACGCUAUGUAUAAGUUAUUGAAAUAGAUGAUUUGUUAAGACAGAAAAUCCAA
Drosophila grimshawi is the source of this 638-nucleotide messenger RNA. Its product is annotated as reactive oxygen species modulator 1. Lineage: Eukaryota; Metazoa; Arthropoda; Insecta; Diptera; Drosophilidae. Gene Ontology annotation, cellular component: TIM23 mitochondrial import inner membrane translocase complex. The record is from RefSeq and is a predicted model, not a curated record. The transcript is spliced from 2 exons. Bases 214 to 453 code for a protein of 79 amino acids. Gene Ontology annotation, biological process: protein insertion into mitochondrial inner membrane; protein import into mitochondrial matrix.